Molecule: messenger RNA, 3598 nt
Organism: Myxocyprinus asiaticus (Chinese sucker)
Lineage: Eukaryota; Metazoa; Chordata; Actinopteri; Cypriniformes; Catostomidae
Product: protein inturned-like
Exons: 16
Coding region: 64-2964 (966 amino acids)
Biological process (GO): vesicle-mediated transport; cilium assembly; nervous system development
Cellular component (GO): cilium; cytoplasm
Molecular function (GO): protein binding
Source: RefSeq, a predicted model, not a curated record
UUUAAAAGAAGAAACCAGCGUCACACGGGCGCGAACAUAGUUUAUUGAGUGGAAAAUGUGCUAAUGGCUUCCAGAAAUUUGACAGAGGGAGUUGAGGUACAUUUCGAGCCCGGUGCAAGCGAAACUACCGAGGAUAAAGGAGGAAACCGGAAAAGCGAAACUGAUUCUACUGGAUCAAGUUACUGUUACUCAGACUCAGAUUACUCGGAUGACUUGGAGCCAGAGUGGUUGGAUGAUGUCCAGAAGAAUGGUGAACUCUUCUAUCUUGAGCUGAGUGAGGGCGAGGAAGAAGCUCUGUUGGCUCAGGUCUCCGCCAGUCAGUCCGCUGCCACCAAUCAUGUACAUUUCAGUGAAAAGGAGGCAGAGAUUAUCACUGACGAUGGUAAAAAGCAAACAGUCUCCAGCAAUAAAUCCGAAGCAAAACUCAAGAAGUUCGCCAAGAUACUGAGGCGAAAGCGGCAACCGUCUCAAAGAAAAACCUCCAAUGGAAAAGAGGGAGGGGCUUCCCAGCGGCUUACGUCCAUCUUGAAGAAUCAAGCUGGGCAGCGGUCCGGGGUGGUGGUACAACAGCAGCAUCUGAAGGACGUGUGUGUGUAUCUGAACCCCAAACGGCUCUGCACUGCCUCAUUUCCAUCUCCAGAGAGAGGGGGGCUGCUAGAGGCCUUGCUGGGUGUGGUGCACCGGCCAGGAGGAAAUUCAGGGAAAAGGGGGGAAAAACUUAUUAUCCAUGGCCUGGUUCCACACAGUCCUGCCAGCAAGUGUGCCGAAAUUCUUAUUGGUGAUGUCCUGGUUGCUGUGGAUGAUGUAGAUGUUACCUCAGAAAACAUUGAGAGAGUUCUCUCCUGUAUACCCGGCCCCACACAGGUGAGACUAACUUUGGAGACCGUUGGUCCAUUUGGGAGCUGUGUAGACUCUGCGGUACCCAGACCGAAAGCGUCUCCCCCGGUCAGUCAGCUGGUCAGACUGCUGUGGGGGGAGGACACAGUUGAGCUCCAGAUGACUAUAGCACAUAUACCACACACAGUGAUGUACCUCUCGCUCAAACUGGACUCUGAGUCGCCACAGGAGGAGCAGGAAAUUUUGUACCAGUAUCCAGUGUCUGAGGCUUCAACCCAGCUGAAAGCUGUGAGAGGGAUUUUUCUAACACUCUGUGACAUGUUGGAGAAUGUCACUGGAGGACAGAUAGUGAGUUCCUCACUGUUGCUGCAGAAUCAGUUGGUUCAUGUGGGCUACUGGAAGGAGGGAAGCAAUCUGCUGGUCAUCGGCGUACCUGCCAGCAGGGUUCCACUGCUCUACCUGCAAACAAUAAUUGAAGGAGUCGUCCGAACACUCAAGGUCAUGUACAGCUCACUUAACAGUGCGUUCUGUGAAGUGGAAAACGCUCCUCGUCUAGAUCAUUUCUUCUGCCUGUUAUUUCAGCAGCUUAUCCAGCCCGCCUGUUUGAUUGAUAGCUCUGGACCACCCACCCCAGACAUCUCAGGGACCCUCUUCUUAGAUGGCUUACCAGCUGUACGCUGGCUCACUUUACCACCUGAUAUAAAGGUUGAGGUGGACACUGUCUUAUCAGACUUUGAGUCUUCAGAUUUUGGUGAUAUGUCUGAAGACUUCUAUGGCAUGAGGCGUCUUUAUGUCAUUUUGGGCUCCUGUCUGUUCUAUAAGAGAUAUCUGAUAGCAAAUCACCUCCCUAAAGAAGACCUGCUGGAUGUGUGUCUGUAUUGUCAGCACUAUUGUCUGCUUCCACUGGUGUCAGAGCAGCGUGUGGGACAGCUGGUGGUGUGGAGGGAAGUGUUCCCCCAGCGGAGAGCCCAGCCCAGCCCUCUCAUGACACCAUCCACAUCACAUCUCGGCUACUGUAAACCACAUGUACGGCACUUCCUGCUCAUAGUGGGCCUGAGACACUUUAUGCAGUGUGUAUUGCUGGAGACUGGUGCCUGUACCUCACCUGAUUUGGGGUCUCCUGGUCCAGACUGUGUCUAUGUGGACCAGGUCAAAGCCACCCUGCUUCAACUGGAGAGCCUUGAUGCUGGCAUUGAGGAGCGGCUCUCGGCUCCACCCACUCCAUGCCUAUCCUGCGCUGAUUGGUUCCUUCCUGCUGGUGGUCGCGAUCGUCUAGAUGCUGUUGGCAGCUCGCCCAUCUUCAACCGGCUGACGGCAGCCAUCAAACCCCCAUCCCCGACCGUGAUCAGUCGAAGCCUGUUUGGGGAAAUGGGGUCAUCGGGUCUAAGAGGACGAAAACCAAGUCCACAGAGGAGUCAGUCUGAUAGUGGCAGCGAGGGUCAAGGUGAGGGGGUGGAGUCCUUUACUCCUGGUUUGAGUCCUCAUGCCACACCAGACACAGUGCGGAGAACGCCCCUUAGUGGCACACGCAGGGACUCCCUCGGAUCAGGCGGGUCAGACGGCAGCUUGGGCAGUGCAGGAUUUUUCAAGAUUCCGAGGUUAAAAUACCCUAACCCGUUCUACCUGGGCUCCUUGAAGAAGAGUCUGACAGACCGGGAAACUGAGGAGAUGCACAAUGUUCUCAAACUAACUGCAGGUGCGGAGAACACACUGUUUCAUUACGUGUUAAUGGAGACAGUGCAGGGCAUCUUCAUUGCACCCACACACAGAGAAGUGAAUCAACUCAGUGGCUCCAUCCACCCACAGCUCAUCCAGAACUUCUACCACUGUUGUCUGUCCAUACAACAUGCCUUCCAGCAGAGCCUCCCCACACGGGAUCGGAGAGGGAUGGAUCGGCCGCAGAGCACUCGGGGUUUGGGUCCAGUCAAAGAACACGGUGUUCUGUUCCAGUGUAAACCAGAAAACUGGACGGAUCAGAAGAAACCAGCGCCCACCAUGACAUACUGGGUUAUAGGACGAAUGCUUCUAGAACCCGUCCCCCAAGAGUUCUACGUGUGCUUCCAUGAUUCCGUUGCAGAGGUUCCCGUGGAGAUGGCAUUCCGGCUGUCUUUUGGCUUGGCUAUUUAAUAAUAUAACUGAGAGACUUCUGCAGGUUAUCGUCCUUAACACUACAUUCACAGGGAUGGUCUAUGGGAUUUUAUUGAAGGGCUUCUCAUUUUUAUGAGUUAUCUGCAGAAAUUUUCCACCGGAGAAUCCGACAUCAAGGAUACUCAAGCAGCACCCUACUGUCAAAAAGGCUACCAGUCCAUGCUUAAGCUAAAAUGCUUUCCGUGUAGUAAUCAUUUGUGGUUUAUGUGAUUAAACUUACCUUUUGCUGGAUUUUUUCCAGAAUGGAAGUUGAAUACAGGCACAGUUUAAAGCAGAUUGGCUAUUGGCAAGUCAGCCAAUGCACCGAAUUUGGUGUUAAGUACAAUAUGUGGUCCACACACUGUCAGUAGCGAUAAACUAAUUGGAUAAAUUGAUCAACCAGCUCUGAGGGAGUUUUUACCACCAGUAAAAUACUUCUGAAAUCGGAAGGAACUCAACUAUCUAUGCUGGAUAUCUUAAACAGGCAUGAUAAGCCCAUGUUCUCUUAAAGGGAUAGUUCACCCAAUAAUGAAAAUUCUCUCAUCAUUUACUCACCCUAAUGCCAUCCCAGAUGUGUAUGACUGUCUUUCUUCUGCAGAAGUCAAAUUAAGAAAUUUAGAAGAAUAUUUCAGCU